AUGUCCGAUUCCUCCAAGCGGAGCCGUGACGCUGGUGCGGCGUCGUUUUCUGCCGUUCAGAUCGGUCGUCGUUGGAAGUGUCGGCGUUUCGAUGGGCUUUCGGUUCUUCCUGAGUACAUUGAUAGUGGUGAUUGUAGUUGGGUGUGUGAAUAUUGCGGUGCGUUUUUCUGGUACGUAGAGAGGGCUCUUAAUAUGUUGACAGUUGCUCACCCAAGGUAUACCCAUUAUUGUACAGGCGGUAGUGUUGUUCUUCCGUAUCCUUCUAGGUUUCAGUCUCAGUUUAUUGCCCUGUAUGAAAGUCAAAAAAAAUUAAAGGAUGUUAGGGCUUACAAUAGUAUGUUUUCGAUGACUUUUUUUGGGGCUAAUGUAGAUGACGACGUGAAUGAUAGUCGUGUCCCAUAUGUUUUUAAGGUCUCCGAACAGACCAGUCACAAAAUUGGGUCCUUCGCGCCUGACCCUGUAAAAGGACCGAGGUUUUUGCAACUUUACUUAGUUGAUAUAGAUCACGAAGUUGAAAAUCGAUUGAGGGCUUUUGACGGUCCCAGACCAACAACUUUGGAUUCAACUGUUAUUAACUAUCUGAGCCGGGUUUUAGCUGAAAGUAAUGAAUAUGUUCGAACCUUUAAGAAUGCAAAGCAGAUGGCUGAAGAAAUGGAUUUGGAAUCGUAUGUUGUCUGA
This is a messenger RNA of Lactuca saligna, 678 nucleotides long. Lineage: Eukaryota; Viridiplantae; Streptophyta; Magnoliopsida; Asterales; Asteraceae. The record is from the annotation of a GenBank genome assembly.